GCGGACCAACAGCAUGGGAGAAACGCAUGGAGCAACAAUGUCACUACUUCCAGGAAUCGUGGUAGCAUGUCAUGAAGCGCCAAUGGCUGAAGCUGGUAUUUUUUCUGCUGACUGUGAACCAUUUCACCAGCCAAGUUCUCUCUCUCGGCUUUCUUGGAGCAAGGAGAGAGGCGGGUGUUACGAUGAAGAACCACGUGAUUGUCAGGGCUGACACCUUCGCUGGAGUGGGGGCAGCUGCAGCUAGUGCAAGUUUGGCAGAGUACCUCACAAGAGCCAUGAAGUAUUUUCAGACAUCAUUCGGUGCUGUUCCAUUCUUGGAGCUGGGUGGCGAGGUCACGGCUCAUGCUGAGCAGUUGGCCAACAAGCUCCAGCAGGUGAAUUACGUGGUUUGGAACAAUUCAGUCAGACCUCCAAUCAUUCCUCGCGUCACCUCAGUACAGCAGCCAAUUACGGACACUGCAUUUGAGCAACUUAUGAUAGCUGUUUUGAAGGACAGCAAACCUAUUGGUUGCUCAGUGGUGCACGCAGAACCCGGAAUUGGGAAAUCAGUGGCAACAGCACUAGCGGUACAAAGACAGACCUCAAAGUUUACAACUCAGGUCUUGUCGCAGGGGGAUUUUACCAAGAAUGUCCGGGACUUUUUCCGUGUGUCGGACCCUGCAGUAGCUACAGAUGUUGCUUGGGCCCUUUUCCCUCUCCUGAAAAAGCAGGGCAUCCGCUUGCAGAUCAUUUUCGACAAUACCUUUGAUGGUGGCGUCGGGAUCGAGCGCAGUACUUUCAUGGACCUCAUUCGAGCUGCAUUUGCGCAUGGCCACCACUUCAUAGUGGUUGUUCAAUCCACGGAAGCAGCCAACCAGGUUGCCGACCUCAAUGGAGCACGGACUCGGCAAGCACUGCAGCAGCACGAGGAGGAGCGUGUCUACCGGUGGGAUCAAGAGCAGGCGAAAAUGUACUUGGAGAGGGGCAAAGAGCAGCAGUUGGAGGGGCAGUUCAUCGAGGAGGUUCUGAACAUGGCCCAAGUUCCCGAUGACUUUGGGCGUUGGAAACCGGUCGACAUCGACGAGUAUUUGCAGACUGGUCGCGUUCCGAGCGCCCCACGCCAAGCAGGGCAAGGCUGCCGCCUGCAAGGCAGUGCCGCCUCGCAACCAUCCGCUGCGGUGUGGGUCUGUCAGCUGGGAAGCCCUGGCAGUGGCGGCUUCCAGCCCGCUGGCGAUGCUUUUCCAAUCGACCCAGUGCCGCAAAACAUAGCAUAUUUGAAGAAAGCAAUCAAAGCGGAAGAGGAGUUGACCAUUGCUGCAUCCAAGAUCGACAUCUACAGCCGGAAGGACGGCCGCUGGGUCAAGGAAACAAGGAUGUCAGCAAGUCUGCGCAAGACAGAUGAGGCAGACUGCUACGGAUUCACGUUGCCAGCUGGAGCUGCUGGAGCCGCAUAGUUUGAGGCAGCUGCUGGCUGUGGUCACUGUUCUCGGCUGAGGCAAUGCUGGCGCACAACGUUUCA
Molecule: messenger RNA, 1498 nt
Organism: Effrenium voratum
Lineage: Eukaryota; Dinophyceae; Suessiales; Symbiodiniaceae
Source: the annotation of a GenBank genome assembly